Orbicella faveolata is the source of this 4369-nucleotide messenger RNA. RefSeq names its product twinkle mtDNA helicase-like. Gene Ontology annotation, cellular component: mitochondrion. Gene Ontology annotation, molecular function: 5'-3' DNA helicase activity; ATP binding; single-stranded DNA binding. Gene Ontology annotation, biological process: mitochondrial DNA replication. The record is from RefSeq and is a predicted model, not a curated record. NCBI's taxonomy places the organism in Eukaryota, Metazoa, Cnidaria, Anthozoa, Scleractinia, Merulinidae.
CUUUUUUGAUUGACCUUUACUAACAAACUAACUUCUAACUUGCCGAAGCGAGUUACAACAGUAUAUCAUUGUCGUCAAAUACUUCUUCAGAUCCGACUGACUCGAGCAUGAUGAGACAUCAUUAUCUACCAACUACUGACUGCCUAAUGACGUACUUAUUACCAUAUGGGAAGGGAGGGAAUUUGGACAAAUUCGGGUAAUUUUUACCUUGGGGAUUUCCGGUCAGAUUUACUGGUACAUCACAGUUAUUACAAAGUGAAAUUAAUUAAGUUUUUUCUUACAUGGAUAUCUUCUCAAUUCUUAAAUAAUCAGCUUCUAAUACCCAUAAACAAUAAAGUUCAAACUGUUAAACACCUUGUUUUAUUUUGGUGUUUCACCUAUGUCCGAGGUAUAAGAAGCCCAAAAAUACAUUGUUUAUUAUCCAAUAUAUUCGCUUAACACGCUUAAGUAACCUACAGUUCGAGGUGACACUACUCCACUGCCAUUAUGGAAACCCCGAAAAAUGUAUUAAAUCUAUUAACUCAAGAAGCUCAAAAAACAGCUCUUUAACUUUUAGAAAGAGAUUAUCAAGGUGAGAGAGUCAGUACCCACACAAGCAAAGGAGCUUCGGCUGUCGCUUUGGUUGGAGACGUCGUCGUCGUAGGGCGUACCUAAGAAGGGUUGCAUGGUUUUCUAUUUCUAUGCAUGCAUGUGGUUCUGUUCCUAUACUGAGUUAUGGUGCUUCGCUUAGCGGCCGUUGGGACGAAAAUAGCUGUUGUUGUACUUGUGGCCUUCUUAAGUGUCUCGCGUGGGCGACCUGGGACGAGGGUAUUCAUUUUACCCACGUACCCCACUCGGGAUGGGAGGCAAUUUGUGGCCUGCAGAGCUCAGAGCGCUUGUUUUGAAGACAGACGGGUUUUUAGGCUCGGUUUAUUUGGCCACGUAUUGAUAAUUUGUAUUAAUUAAAGCUAUUUAAAGAUGUGUGAACAUGGAAGGCGAUUUUUAGAAAAGCCUAUUCCGCUGCCCCCAUGAUGUUUUACUCCCCUACCCCUCCGUGGUGCUGCACAUAUAUAGAUCUCGAAUCUGGUAAUGGCGGCCAAGUAUGAUUUUCAGCGUUUGCUAAGGUUUUCGCUCUCUAAAUGUUGUUGAUCUCACAGUAUGCCUGUUUAAUGAUGGCUUACAGAUUAAAUCGCAUGCUGCUGUUUCCUUUGUGUUCUGAUGUGGCUAAAAAUGGGAGGAAUACGUGGAAUUCCUUCCGAAGUUGUUGCACGUGUUUGCAGCGACCUAACGAUCAACCAAAGCAGUUUACAUCGAACAACAGGAACUGUCUUGUUAAACCAAGAGGUGUCCAACAAGCUGCAAGGAGGAACCACCAGACCUUGCCAAGUGAUUUUAGUGCACACUUACCAAGUUUAAAACAGAUGGAGCAUUUCUUAUCGAGCCGUAAAGUUUUGUUCCAGCAUGGGCACACGUCACUGAUAGCAAGUUGUCCAUUUUGUGCUAGUAAAGAGGAGGGAACAGACAGAGCAAAAACAUUCACACUGUACAUCAAUAAGACUACUGGAAGUCAUUUUUGCAGUAACUGUGGCUCAUCUGGGAGUUGGAGACAAUUUAAGAUGGCUUUACAAGAGGGACCCAGUAAAGAGAGUAUCAAGCCUUGUGCAAGUGAUAGUCAUUCUAAAAGCAGUGAUGACCUAUCCAGCCAAAUAUGGGAAAGGUCCACACCACUGACUCAAUGCAAUGAUGAUGUGUGGGAGAAGUUCAUAACACAAUUCUCAAUAAAGGAAUUGAGAAAGGAUAUGUUGGAAAAGUUUCAAGUCAGAAUUACUGAGCAUGAGUUUAAGGAGCCUAAUGGAAAGACCAAGGAACAUGAUUGCAUAUUGUUCCCCUGGUAUGAUUCUGCCAGGUCAGUGGUGAAGGGCAUCAAGCUUGUAAAGCUGCAGGGAUCUGACUCAUCUGAUUCAAGCAUUGCUAUAGAACCUCGUCAGGGUUUCUUGGGACUGUUUGGUUGGAAUACAGUAGAUGCUGGAGCUAAAGAGGUUGUGUUGACAUUAACAGAGUUUGAUGCUAUUGCUGUAAGUCAGUCAACAUCCUAUCCAGCUAUUUGUCUUCCACUGGGAGCAAAUUCUCUCCCUCUUGAGGUUUGUAGACUUAUAAUUAUGCUGUUGUUGAAACUAAAAUUUUGUCCAGUGGCAUUACAGAGAAACUGUAAUGUAACUGCAGCUCAGGAAGCACAUAUUUCUUUUCCUCAGGGUUGUGACCUUCCAUCCUUAGUUUCCAAAGCUCAACCAAUCAGCCACGAGAAAAUCACUACUUUUCAUCAGUUGCGAGGUGAAGUGUUUGAUCAAUUUGUUAAUGCAGAUCAAGUGGCUGGAGUGAAGUGGACCCGAUUUCCGAAAUUAAACAGCGUUCUAAAAGGUUUGAGGCGAGGAGAAGUGACAGUUUUUACUGGACCAACCGGCGCUGGAAAAACCACCCUACUGAGUGAAAUGUCCCUUGACCUCUGUAUGCAGGGGGUGAACACGCUGUGGGGAAGUUUUGAGAUUCGUAAUGUGCGCCUUGUAAAAAUGAUGAUGUGUCAGUAUUCAGGGUUGAAUUUGGAGAAACAGGUUGAGCAAUUUCAGUACUGGGCAGACAGUUUCGAGAUGCUACCAAUGUACUUCAUGUGUUUCUACGGAGCUCAGAAUAUCGAAACAGUUGUUGAGACUAUGACUCAUGCUGCUUAUGUAUACGAUAUUGAACACGUCAUCGUGGACAACCUGCAGUUUAUGACGUCAUAUGUUAGCCGUGGGGACGAUCGAUUUUUUACCCAGAAUCAUGUUAUUUCUGCACUGAGGAAUUUUGCGAGCACCAAAAACGUGCAUGUUACGUUGGUCAUUCACCCAAGAAAGGAAAAUGAUGAUGUUGAACUUCAAACAGCGUCUAUUUUUGGAACAGCGAAAGCAAGCCAAGAAGCAGACAAUGUGAUCAUACUUCAGAGCAAGAAAGGAUCAGCCGAAAAAUAUCUGCAGGUCACGAAGAAUCGCUUCGAUGGCGUACUUGGUCGCGUCCCGUUAGACUUUGUCCGGGAAUCUUUAUCAAUGUCAGGAUUUGGCAAAACAGCCCAGCCAAAGAAACCAACACUGAAACUUGAUAAGGCACAUCCCCAGAAGCUCAAAGUAACUCGACUGGGAGCAGAUGUAGAUAUUGCCAAGUUUUCAGCGCCUAAAAUGGUUCGCACAAACAAAGUAGUUGACAGAAAAUCAAUUGCGCCAAAGCCUACUUCAACAGACAACAAUGAUAGUACAAAAGAUGACCCAAAAGACGGCAAUAAGCAGGAAAAUGGAUUGAAUGAUGCGCUUGAGAAAAGAGACAGCGCACCUGAUGUGAUAUCAGCUAAAAAGAAGGAAAAUGUGCAAAAAACGGUCAAGAAAAUUCUAAGUGGAACGCGCUUGUUCACUAAAGCUGUAAAUGGUCCUCGGAACAGUAAAGGUAUAUCUGAACAAGACAAGGCUAUCAGAAAACCACAAAGCCACGAAAUUUGACGGAAGUAACUACCAAACAUACACUCCUGGAAUGUUCAACGGAAAUAUGAUGGAAAUAUGAUGGAAAGUUGUUAAAACAGAGCUCUGAUUGAAAAAUGAAAUUUGUUAAAUACUAAAUUGGUGUGGAGUUUGCGGUAUCUCAAAAUCUUCGAUACACUGGACUAUUCCGGUGACGUAGACAGUCUGUAGCGCAGUUUACACUCGGCGAGACUACUCAAAAAUACGCCUUACAAGAAAAAAACACCUGGCCAAAACACAAACUGACGGUAUGGAAAGUUGUGAUAAGAUGGUUUCUUGGUUCCAGAUUAUUUUUCUUACUCCUUCCCUACCCCCUCUCGCAGGCGCCGCAUUAUGGUACAUUUUGUCAACAGGUUUUAGUAUGAGUAUUUUUGGAGCGUUUCCGCCACGUCGUUGGACUUCCUUUACCAAAAUUACGACACGAUUGAAGUCACCCUCAUCAACAUAAAAGGAUUUUAUUUCGCCCUCUGCCUCUGCGCAGCACAACAGAUUCUUUACAAACUAAUAUGUUGCACACAUGUAUUAUAAGUAGCUGGUAUGUAGACUAGUAAGUGCUUUCUCGUGUCAUUAGAGAGGCGUCAGGGAUGUCAUACUGAUGAGUCACACUGUAGAGAUCACUGUACCAUUAACAUUUACUCAGCCAAAGUUGGAUCUCAGUAGUAUGUCAUCAAUAUGGAAAAUAUAUUAAUGGAAUCUGUCUCCACAAGAAAGAUGACGGUAAGGCUAAGUUGUAAAACGAAAAUUGUCACAUGUUGCUGUAAGGUUCUUAGUGAUAACACUACAUGUCCACUUUUGCAAGCCACGUAUUGGUUGCUACAUUUUCAAAUAAACUUAAUAUUUCUAUCAAA